AUGGAUCUGCCUAGUCCCCGCGCGGAAGAAAAAACCGUUCUAGAAUCGAUUUACACCCCUGAAGAGAUAACAAUCUCCGAUGAUUACAAAGUUCAAUUUCGGUUGGGAACCCCAGGCACACUUGAAUCAUUCGUUGUUAAUAUCACCUGGCCGAAGGGUUACCCUUUUACUAUGCCGGUGAUAGACUUGGACGUUUUCUGCAACCACCACGUGCCACAGGAAAUGAAGGAUUCCAUCAUUCAGGAUCUCGAGCAGCUUGCACACGCAAACAGCGGAGAACCAUUAACGUUUACGCUCAUCGAACACUUGCGUGACAACAUGGAGACUUACGCUACGCAAUUACGAGAAUCAAAAAAGCGGUCUGGGCAUUCGGUUAGUCGCCAAGCAGGUGCAGGAGAAUCAGCAGCUAAAGAAGAUAAGACUGAUAAGAAGGAAAUGCUAACAAAAGCGCAAAAACGGAGACAACUUAAUCGCUUAGACGGAACUGGCAACCUCCCGAGAGGGUGGAACUGGGUUGACGUCAUCAAACAUCUGAGACAGACGGGUCCCGCUCAGACUGACACUAGUGCCUAA
This is a messenger RNA of Mesocestoides corti, 573 nucleotides long. The record is from the annotation of a GenBank genome assembly. Lineage: Eukaryota; Metazoa; Platyhelminthes; Cestoda; Cyclophyllidea; Mesocestoididae.